Messenger RNA from Clupea harengus (Atlantic herring), 1080 nucleotides. It is a transcript of the gene exosc1, whose product is annotated as exosome component 1. Gene Ontology annotation, molecular function: RNA binding. The record is from RefSeq and is a predicted model, not a curated record. Gene Ontology annotation, biological process: RNA processing. Gene Ontology annotation, cellular component: cytoplasm; nuclear exosome (RNase complex). Lineage: Eukaryota; Metazoa; Chordata; Actinopteri; Clupeiformes; Clupeidae.
ACUGACCAAUUACAAAAAACCUCGGGCCUCUGUUUUCAUCCAAUUGGCUGUGACUUGUCUCUGCUUGAAAACAUGUCGCCGAUGAAGCUGUGUGUUCCAGGUGAAAGGCUGUGCAGUACUGAAGAUUGCAUACCCGGUACGGGCACGUACCUACGACAUGGUUAUAUCUUCGCCUCUCUUGCGGGCUACGUGCUGAGAAAAAACGAAGGGGAGGAGCUACCCGUCAUGUCGGUUGUAAAGGAGACGGAGACGCAGUUAUUACCUGACGUUGGUGCUAUAGUAACCUGCAAGGUGACGAGUAUCAACCCCAGGUUUGCCAAGGUUCACAUCCUCUAUGUUGGCUCCACACCACUAAAGGACCGGUUCAGGGGAACCAUAAGGAAAGAAGAUGUAAGAGCAACAGAAAAAGACAAGGUUGAAACCUACAAAUCCUUCCGACCUGGUGACAUCGUCCUUGCUAAAGUGAUCUCCCUCGGUGAUGUGCAGUCCAAUUAUCUCUUGACGACGGCAGAAAAUGAGCUUGGUGUUGUGGUGGCCCACAGUGAAGCAGGUGCUCAGAUGGUGCCCGUCAGCUGGUGUGAGAUGCAGUGUCCCCGCACCCACGCAAAGGAGUUCCGCAAGGUGGCGCGGGUGCAGCCCGAGUACCUCCAGGCGUGAACAGCGCCCGCACGCCCUGCAGCUCGCCAGGAACACACAGCUUCCCUCGUAAACACAACCGUGCACACCAUGAGGCCCAUGUCCAAAGGGUUCCGUGCAUCAGAUCUCGUUUGAAACUAAACGACUACAAUGUUCUUUUGCUAUGAUGAAACAGACCAUGAAGACUUCCAAGGCAGAACCAGCAACCAGAACAGGAUUUUGAAGUAAAAGGAAAAGGACUUUUUCAAGUGAAAGGUCAACAUGGCGGCAAAGUUUUCUUGUUUAAGCCUUGAGCGUGAUCUAGAGAUUGGGAACAUUUCUUUCUAUCAUUUCUUUCUUUUUCCUCUUCUUGUUCUUACUAUUUCAGAGCUUCUCUUUUCUAUGUAUUUCCUAAGAGGUCAUGUGCUCUUUGGUAACAAAUAAAUGGAUGGAUGUCCCAACAAA